This is a messenger RNA of Argiope bruennichi, 2424 nucleotides long. RefSeq lists its product as uncharacterized. NCBI's taxonomy places the organism in Eukaryota, Metazoa, Arthropoda, Arachnida, Araneae, Araneidae. Bases 1 to 2424 code for a protein of 807 amino acids. The record is from RefSeq and is a predicted model, not a curated record. Gene Ontology annotation, molecular function: nucleic acid binding. The transcript has 7 exons.
AUGACUCGUCGAUUAGGAGACUACCAGGCUGUGCUACAUUGUUUGAAUGCGUUCAGGUUCAUGAACCUGACAACUGAUUUUCCACAACGUGCUACAUUUGCACGUUGGUUCUUGCAACGGAGCAUACUGCAGCCCCAGUUUGCAGCAUCUGUCCUGUUCACGGAUGAAGCUACAUUCAAGUGUGAUGACGUAUUUAAUAUUCCAGAAAUAUCCCAACGUGUGCAGGAUUUAAUGCAUCGCCGAUGUGAAGCCUGUAUUGCAACUAAAUGCAUUGUGCCUACAGUAAAGUUUGGCGGAGGUGGAAUAAUGGUCUGGGGAUGUUUCUCGUGGUAUGGACUGGGACCCUUCAUCCCAAUUCAUGGUAAACUUAACGCCGACUCCUACUCCACUAUUCUAGACAACAAUAGGCUUCCUAUGAUGUGUCAAAUGCCACCGAAAAAAUCUAACCUCAACAACGAGCGGAGCAGAGAGGCACGACGCAAACGUGUUGAAAGAGCUCAUAAGUCGGCAGAACAAAUCACAACAAGAAAUGCAGCUCAACGAAUCAGGACAGCAGAGGGUCGUGCACAAGAAUCUCAAGAACAGCAUGAAGAACGUCUGCGACAGACUAUUACGAGAACAAGAGCGGCACGAGAACGAACCAUAGCUGCAGCACGAGUACAAGAGCGACAGAGGCAGCAGACCAGCCGCUCAUUAAUACGUGCAUCAUUUGUUCGUCUUGCUUUCGAAUAUGCACCAGAUAUUAACUACUCUGCGCAUCCAAAAAUUGGUAUCGGUGCAAUGGAUAAAGUAUGUCAAUAUUGUCAGGCAUUGAAAUUUCGGAAUGAAACACCCGGCAUGUGCUGCGCAUCAGGAAAAGUUGUGCUGUCACCUCUACCCACUCCGCCGGAACCUUUAUUAUCCCUUCUUGCUGGCGAGUCAGACGAUUCAAAAUUAUUUUUGCGUAAGAUACGCAAAUUUAAUUCUUGCUUCCAAAUGACGUCAUUUGGGGCAACUAAAAUUUGCGAUCUCGCAUCCAAUGGGCGUAAUUUUGAAACUACAUUCAAAGUAAAAGGCCAGGUGUACCAUAAAAUCGGAUCAUUGUUGCCAAUGCCUGAUGAUGAUCCAAAAUUUCUUCAAAUUUAUUUUAUGGGAAAUUGUGAAGAGCGCGUGACAACUCGGUGCCAGUAUAAUUUCAUUGACCAAGCAGAGGAAAGAGGGAUUGUGAUAUUGCUGGAAAAUUUUUUAGACGAUCAGAAUCAACUAAUUCGAUUGUUUAAAAGAGUUUCGCCACGAUUGCAAAAUGACAACUAUCAAAUCGUCAUAAAAGCAGACAAAGUACCAUUAGGUGAACAUGCUGGCAGAUUCAACGCUCCAACUGUUGAUGAGGUUGCCGUUAUUAUGGUUGGUGAUCCAGUUGACAAAAGAGCUAUAAAAAUUACACGGCGAGACAACACUGUCAGUACGAUUUCGGAUCUACGCCGCUCAUAUGACGCACUGCAAUAUCCAUUAAUAUUUUGGCAAGGACAGGAUGAAUAUCACCUUAACAUCAAACAGUGUAAUCCAAAUACCGGUGCUGAAGGAGAUAAAAAAGUUAGUUCAAUGAAUUACUACGCACACAGAUUGAUGGUUAGACUAAAUCAGAACAACUAUAUCCUUCGAUAUCGUCAGCUAUUCCAUCAAUACAUUGUUGAUAUGUAUGCUAAGGUUGAAAGCGAACGAUUGCUGUUCAUUCGAUACAACCAGGCUAAAUUACGAUCGGAAGAAUACAUUCACUUACGAGAUGCUGUUGUUGGAAAUAUCGAUGGAAAUUUAAACCCCAAUGACAUCGGUAAUGCUUUCAUUUUACCUUCAAGCUACAUCGGCAGUCCACGGAACAUGCAGGAAUACAUACAAGAUGCAAUGACUUACGUACGUCAUUACGGUCGACCAGAUUUGUUCAUUACAGUCACAUUUUUUGGUAUCACACGUUGUUGGCUGUAUUCGAUUGAGUGGCAAAAGCGAGGUUUGCCUCAUGCCCACAUUUUAAUUUGGCUUCAAGAUAAAAUCCGUUCUGAAGAAAUUGAUCAAAUAAUUUCAGCCGAAAUUCCAAACCCAUCAAUUGAUCAAAAAUUGUUCGAUAUUGUUACCAAACACAUGAUCCACGGGCCGUGCGGUGCUUUCAACAUGACGUCACCAUGCAUGGAAAAUGGAAAAUGCAAGAAAAAUUUCCCAAAGCCGUAUACGAAUGACACUAUCACGGAUAUUGAUGGUUAUCCAAUGUAUCGCCGCAGAAAUACUGAUAAUGGUGGCCACACAUUCACAAUGCGACUGCCGAAUUUUACAAAUCAAGUAGAAUUUGACAAUCAGUGGGUGGUACCAUACUCACCAUUACUUUCAAAAACUUAUGAGGCUCAUAUCAAUGUCGAGCUUUGCAGUUCUGCUGCUGUCAAUGUGAGUGAUUGA